Molecule: messenger RNA, 2295 nt
Organism: Zerene cesonia (dogface butterfly)
Lineage: Eukaryota; Metazoa; Arthropoda; Insecta; Lepidoptera; Pieridae
Product: zinc finger protein 34-like
Exons: 1
Coding region: 548-1561 (337 amino acids)
Biological process (GO): regulation of transcription by RNA polymerase II
Cellular component (GO): nucleus
Molecular function (GO): DNA-binding transcription factor activity, RNA polymerase II-specific; RNA polymerase II transcription regulatory region sequence-specific DNA binding
Source: RefSeq, a predicted model, not a curated record
AAAUUUCAUAGCAUUUAAAUGUAUGAAGUGAAGGUUUACCGAUCAUAAUAUGUUUAUACCUAUAUAAUAUUUUAAAAAAGAGAUUUACGAGGUUUAUUUGUUCGUUCUAAACUCAAUAACGACUGCAUCAGUUUUCAUUAAAUAUUCUUUUAGCAGUAGUAAGCUACUAUUUAACCUAGUAAGGGAACGUACUUUACGUAAUGUAGUAACGUAACGUUAUGUAGUCUAGUUACCAUUUAGGGGAGACAACAGCGGGUCAACCCGGACCGGACGUAGGUACCCAAUUUUAAAAAUUAUUUCUCUAAAAUUAAUUUUCAAAUUUUAAAUUGUGUUUACCGUUCAUCGCAAGUUCACAAUAACUCUAAAAACUAUUUGUUUUAUACGUUAUGUAGAACCUUAUUGUUUUAACCUUUUUUACGUGUGUAAUUGUCAGUGUAUAGGUACUCUUAAAAAAAUAUAUAUUUGACAUUUAAGCUGCUGUUUGCUGCCGAUAUGAUGCGAAGCUGCUGAUAUAUAUUUUCAUUUUACAGUGAAGUGCAGGGGCAACAUGUCGACAAAAUUAAUUAUACACAAAUUAGAGAACGGUAUUAGUUUAAAGUCUUUAUUUAUUCUUAUUGGACAAAAUGAAAACGAAGAAUGUACAUUUGGCGAAUGGUUGGAAGGUAAAAUUGAUGUUAAGAAGAAAGACAUAGAAAAGUCUCGGUUGAUUGUGCAAAUCGUUUCAGACCACGAGAAUGUCAACUUAAACAUAGAGAAAUGUGCAAAAGAAAUAAACGGUUUAAACAUCAGCAAUAUAUCACAGUUGCCUAUAAGAAAAGUUGAAAACAAAAUAAGUCCAUCAAAAUUAACUGCUGGUACUGAGAGUGAAUCCAAUAACACAAUUCAAGACACUGAACCACAUGAAAAUUUACUUGAAUACAGUCUUGAAAAAGUAAAAGAAAAUAAUGCUCGAAUAAUGGAUAAUAUUCACAAGUUGAAUAGAACGUUGACGUAUACAAAAAAGAAAGAGAUUUUCGAUAUAAUUUGCCCAAGGCCAAUGCGAUCUUAUCCCUGCGACGUAUGCGGCAAAUGUUUUGUAUAUGAAACAGGUCUCAGGCGACAUUAUUCUAUGAGACAUGCGAAUGUCGACAAGCAACCACGUUGGCAGAUAAUUUGGACGUGUACAGAAUGUUUCCAAGUUUGGCCUCACCGGGAGGUUGCUAUAAAGCAUUCAACCUAUUGUUGCAAGCCUGAUAAUACAGACUGCAUUAGAGAAAUAAAGACGUCUCUACUUCUGCAAUGUGAGUUUUGUGAGAAAGUCUACACAAAUAUACCAAGGCUGCUAAAGCACACCAGAACUCACACUUCUGAUAAAAAUUACAAAUGUAAUGCGUGUAACCUAUCUUUUGAUUCCUAUAAGUCGGCUGAAAAACACUGGGUUUUAUGCCCUUGGCUACUCAUGUGCUAUAAGUUUUCUUUACCAAAAAUGUUACUAUGCAAUGCAUGCGAUCGCAAAUUUAGAAACUAUGAUCAUUUAUAUAAUCACAGGUUAGUGGAUUUGCUAAUAACACGAUUUUUGUAAUGAUUGAUGUGCUUUUAUAAAUAACAUUGUUACAGAUACAAAGUGAGUCAUUUCAUCCUAAAGGUAUGUAAUGAAGCGGAGACUAACUCGACACCAAAUAUGGUGUACCAGUGUGAGACUUGCGCGCAAUGUUUUCCAGGAGUAUCGCACCUUCAAGCACAUCGGAAUCAAUGUCAUCCAUCUUUCAAUCAGUUAAUGCUUUACAACAGCUUGUACGUAUUUUUUGUUACAUUGAAUAUAACAUAUGUUAUAUAUGUUUUGAUGAUGUUGAAAUAAUAAAAUAUAUUUUACUUAAAGGAAUUCAAUUGAAGACAGUGAAAGUUACGAUUCAAGAUAUAAUUAAGCACUAAGGUGAUAUAUGCGGUGUAACAAUAGUACUGCAUUAUUUACGGAAUAAUAUUUAAAUUUAAAUAUGAUAUUAAAAUAUUCUGUACCAUAAGAUAACAUUUUUUUUAAUAAAUAUGCAAUUGAAAAUAAAUAAAUGUUUAUUUUGUUGGUAAUAAAAAAUGUACAAAAUAAAAGUAAUCAAUACUGACAUUAUAAGAGAAACGAUUUUUUUACUAGCGUUGCGACUGCGGCUGUGCCCGCGUGGAAUUCGGUUACAUUGCGCGACAUGAUACGGUGUAUUUAUUCGCAUUAAAAAUUAUAGUACGUUCUUGCCCAUAGUUGAGCUCCAUCUUCAAAUUUCAUCAAAAUCGGUUCAGUGGUUUAGGCGUGAAAACGUAACAGACAGA